UAAACAAACAAAAUCUUCAGAGAAAAAUAAAGAAAUAAAAACCACAUCACCUUUAGAGUGCAUUUCCACAAAUAUAUUGCCUGGAGUGAUGACUUGCUCAGAGUCCGAUUUUGCUCUUCUCGACGCUAUUCGAGAGCAACUUCUCCGUGAUGAUCAAUUUGAUAAUUAUUUUGAUCAUUUUGACUCUCGGAUGUAUCCCCGGAGUUCGAGCUUCAGUAACAUCUUUCUGUCGGAGAGUUGGAGUGCUGAUCUGCCCUUCAAGGAGGACGACACCGAUGACAUGGUCGUUUACGGUGCUCUCCGCGACGCCGCCAACUCCGGAUGGAGCCCCUCUGCCGAAGAAGGCAGCUCGCCAGUGAAAACCGAGGAUUUCACUGAACAAUUUCAGGCUGUUACACCGGCGCGUGUAAAUGAUAUGCCAACAGUUACAGCGCGUGAAUCUCACGCGCCGCCGCAUCAGGGGAUGAACACGCGUUUUAGAGGGGUGAGGCGGAGGCCGUGGGGGAAGUACGCGGCUGAGAUUCGGGACCCGAAGAAGAACGGGAAGAGGGUUUGGCUCGGGACCUACGAGACACCGGAGGACGCGGCGUUGGCCUAUGACCGGGCGGCUUUUGAAAUGCGGGGAGCCAAGGCCAAGCUCAAUUUCCCUCACCUCAUUGGUUCGGAGGCUCCGGAGCCGGUUAGGAUAACGCCGAAGCGCCGAACGCCAGAGCCUUUAUCAUCACCGUCAUCGUCGACGUCGUCGGAGACUUGGUCGUUUAGUCCGGCAAAAAGGAGGCACGUCGGAAAAAUUGGUUCUUUGGAAAUUAUUGAAAGUGGAGACAGUUACGAUUUGCUGAAGUGGGAACAAUAAUGAAUUAAUUUAAUGUUGAUGGAUCACAUUUAGCUGAUGUAGUUACACUUUCGAAAUUGUAAAACUUUGGAUAUUCAAUGAAAAUUUAGUUAUUA
This is a messenger RNA of Morus notabilis, 948 nucleotides long. RefSeq names its product ethylene-responsive transcription factor 13. Bases 89 to 853 code for a protein of 254 amino acids. Gene Ontology annotation, biological process: regulation of DNA-templated transcription; ethylene-activated signaling pathway. NCBI's taxonomy places the organism in Eukaryota, Viridiplantae, Streptophyta, Magnoliopsida, Rosales, Moraceae. The record is from RefSeq and is a predicted model, not a curated record. Gene Ontology annotation, molecular function: DNA-binding transcription factor activity; DNA binding. The transcript has a single exon.